AUGAACUUCAGAAACCUCUUCUUAUCGUUUUUCUUCCUUCUGGCUGUUGGACUGGCUCUAGUCCACGCCGAAGAAGCUAAUCAGCCCCGUGGCCCGAAGAUCACUACUAAGGUGUACUUCGACAUUGAGCAUGGUGAUAAGCCUCUGGGCAGAGUGGUGCUCGGAUUGUACGGCAAGACCGUUCCCAAGACCGCCGAGAACUUCCGGGCUCUCGCUACCGGCGAGAAAGGCUUUGGUUACGAGGGCUCUACCUUCCACCGUGUUAUUAAGCAGUUCAUGAUUCAGGGUGGUGACUUCACCCGCGGUGACGGCACUGGCGGAAAGUCCAUCUAUGGUGAGAAGUUCAAGGAUGAGAACUUCAAGAUUAGGCACACCAAGAAGGGACUCCUGAGCAUGGCCAACGCCGGCAAGGAUACCAACGGCUCUCAGUUCUUCAUCACUACUGUUCCUACUCCAUGGCUCGAUGGCCGCCACGUUGUUUUCGGCGAGGUCCUUGAGGGUUAUGAGGUGGUUGAAGCCAUUGAAAACGUCCCCAAGGCCCCUGGCGACAAGCCCCAACAGGUGGUCAAGAUCGUCAAGAGUGGAGAGCUGGAGUCUGAGGACAAAGGUAGCCACAAGGAGCUGUAG
Aspergillus bombycis is the source of this 627-nucleotide messenger RNA. RefSeq names its product peptidylprolyl isomerase. The transcript is spliced from 6 exons. Bases 1 to 627 code for a protein of 208 amino acids. Gene Ontology annotation, biological process: protein folding; protein peptidyl-prolyl isomerization. Gene Ontology annotation, molecular function: peptidyl-prolyl cis-trans isomerase activity. Lineage: Eukaryota; Fungi; Ascomycota; Eurotiomycetes; Eurotiales; Aspergillaceae. The record is from RefSeq and is a predicted model, not a curated record. Gene Ontology annotation, cellular component: endoplasmic reticulum; fungal-type vacuole.